Messenger RNA from Alosa alosa (allis shad), 1871 nucleotides. RefSeq names its product meiosis-specific nuclear structural 1 (gene mns1). Gene Ontology annotation, biological process: cilium organization. The record is from RefSeq and is a predicted model, not a curated record. The transcript has 12 exons. Gene Ontology annotation, cellular component: motile cilium. The coding region runs from base 150 to 1661 and encodes 503 amino acids. NCBI's taxonomy places the organism in Eukaryota, Metazoa, Chordata, Actinopteri, Clupeiformes, Clupeidae.
UCCAACUGAAUGGCGUGCUUGUUGGGUUGUUAGACCUAAGAAGAAGCGAUUUAGCAAGCUUUUAAUUGGCGGCCUGCUUUUCGGAAAUAGUUUACUUGAAUGAACGUCGGGCUCCAUCCCAGCUUGCUGCUGAAAUUUCAGGGAACAGCAUGGCGUCCAUGAGUCAGCGUCGGAACAUGACGCACAGCCAGCAGCAGCGGAUGAUCCUGGAGCACCGGCGGCAAGAGGACCGUCGACUGGACCAGUCGAAGCGCAUCGCGCAGGACCGACAGAUGCAGGCCAGCCUGGUCAACGAGCAGCGCAUGGAGGAGAAGCGGCGCAUGCGCACGCUGCAGGACGAGCAGCACGAGAGGCAGCUCGAGGAGGCCCUCCUCAGAGCAGAGGAGGAGCGGCUGAUGCGGGACAAGCAGCUGGAGCAGGAGGAGCGGAUGGCUAAAGAGCUGGCACGCAUCAACCACGAGAAGCUCCGCCACCAGAAGAUUAGGCAGUACGUCAAGGAGAACAGUAUUGAGCUGCGUGAGCUGGAGUCGAAGCUGAAGUCGGCAUACCUGAACAGGGAGCGGUCAGCACAGAUCGCUGAGAAGGAGGCCAUGAAAUACGAGACAAUGCGUCAGGACGCAGAGGCGGCGCGUCUGAUGAAGAGUGAGCACGAGCGUGCGUCGGCGGAGGAGGAGAAGGAGACGCGUCGCCGUGGCGAGGAGGUGCAGCGCUACCAGCAGGAGCUCCAGCAGCAGCUGCAGGAGAAGGAGGCGCAGAAACAGGACGCCUACCAGGAGUUCCUCAGGGACAAGCUCAUGGUGGACGACAUCGUCCGACGCAUCUACGAGGAGGACCAGAGGGAGCGUGAGCUGCGUAUGCAGAAGGUGGAGGCCAUGCAGCGCUACAUUGAGGAGUUUAAGGAGCAGCAGGCGGAGUGGCGGCGUCUGGAGAGGGAGAAGAUGGAGGAGGAGAACCAGCGCAUCCUGGAGUUCACCUCCUCCCAGCAGCGCAAGGAGCAGGAGCGCAUGAGCCUGCUGCACCAGCGGGAGCAGGCCAAGGAGAGCAUGCAGAGGAUGCUCUCAGAGAAGAUUGCGCAGGAGCGUCAGCAGCAGGAGGAGAUGGACCGUGUCAGAGAGGAACUCUACCUGGAGGAACAGGCCGAGGCUGACCGGAAGAAAGAGAUCGAUGAGAUGGAGAAGCGCAUCCAUCAGCGUCUGGAGAUGCAGCGCACCUUCCAGGAGCAGAUGGCGUUCCGGCGCGUGCGCAAGGAGGCCGAGCGCGAGGAGGAGGAGGCCUUCCGCCACAUCAUGAUGGCCAAGUUCGCCGAGGAUGACCGCAUCGAGCAGAUGAAUGCUCAGCGCCGACGCAUGAAGCAGCAGGAGCACAAGAGGGCCGUCGAGAAGCUGAUGGAGGACCGCCGACAGCAGUACCAGGCUGACAAGGAGCGUGAGGCUGAGGAGCAUGCUCUGGAGCAGGAGAGGGAGGCCAUGCGCAGACAGAUCAUCGAGGAGGAGAGGCGGAGCCUGCUCAAGAAGCACGCCACCAAGCUGCUGGGCUACCUGCCCAAGGGCAUAUUCAGGGAGGAUGACCUGGAACACUUUGAUGAGGAUUUCAAGAAUAACUUCCAGAAACGUCAGGCAGACAUCUUCUCUGAUGAUGGCUGGGGAGAGGAGGAUCAAUAAGCACUUCUCAUAUUCCACCACUGGAGAGUGCUCAUGUGCAAAUGUGACUGUACUUUUACAUUUUGUGUUCUUAAUACAACUUAUCUUUUCAUCAUGCAAAUGUGUGCAUUUUGCUUUGUAUCAGAAUUUUGCAAUGAAAUAUCCAUAUAGGUUACUUCCAGUACCAAAAAAAUAAGCAAUUUAAAUAAAGAUUCAAUUAAAAUUCCCAAA